This is a messenger RNA of Penicillium malachiteum, 459 nucleotides long. RefSeq lists its product as uncharacterized. NCBI's taxonomy places the organism in Eukaryota, Fungi, Ascomycota, Eurotiomycetes, Eurotiales, Aspergillaceae. The record is from RefSeq and is a predicted model, not a curated record. The transcript is spliced from 2 exons. Bases 1 to 459 code for a protein of 152 amino acids.
AUGUCCGAUAAAACUACCGUGGUGUCCGCCACCGUGCAAGGCGUUAAAUUACACAAUGAAGAGCAGUGGAAGACAUGGUUUGGACAGAUCAAGGGCGUUGCUGAACGCAAUGGGGUCUGGCACCUCGUCGACCCCUCACUGCCGGUUGAAGACGUGAAAAAGAAGAUUCUACCUAUACCGGAGGACGACGUCGAUAUCCCUUCAAACGACGCUACCAAGGAGCAAAUGGAGAACUGGGAGAAAUGCCAGAAGCUCUAUAACGCUCGCUUCCAGAAAUGGAGCCCUCAGAACAGAGGACUUAAUGCGGUGGAAAAACACAUCUCGGACUGUGUCGACAGCACUGUGGUAGACCAAUUGAACGAUAUGGGCUUCGGUACAACCAUUGAAAAGCUUAUCUACCUAAAAGAACGCUUUGGGUGUAUAGGGGGGGUAGAUGUUCUUAACUGGACUGUUGAAUAG